AUGACCACUCCACUGUCUUUCAACGGUUACUUUGUUCGAGAUGAUCGAAGAAUCUAUCAAAGCUUCAAUACUGCACCAAGUACAUUUGGACCAUUCUUCUACAUGUUCUUGACUCCUGAUCGUCUCAUUGAAGGUCAAGCUGGAGUUUUGAGUUUCUAUACACCAAACUCUGGACAAUUAACAAGAACUCCUUUCAUUUAUUUGACUGAAUUUCCAGAUGUUUUUCAAAGAAUCCAAUUGUGUCCAGUUUAUGAUGUUUACAAUUAUGGCAUGUAUUUACAAGUGACUCAAUUCUGGGGAAAUACUGAACUAGGAAGAACUCAAAUGCGUUAUCUCUGGUAUCUUAAUUUCGGAGGAGGACAGAAUAACACCAACCAACCUACAUCGAUCAAUUCGACACGUUCAUUCGUGACUACUGCAACGACCAACACGAAUGCUAAUGACCUUCCUAAUGCUGUUUUGGCUCCUGCAAGCAGCCUUCCAAAACCUGAAGACCUCGAUUUGGAAAAUCCAUUUCAUCCACAAGGAGUGACUGUCAAAGACAUCAUUCGAGUUCGUUUGGAUGACAAGACAGGAGAAUGGUGUUGUGAGAAUGAAGAACAUUUAGAACAUUUUGAAACUCACAUUAAACCCAAGUUAGUGGUUCCAAAGGAUCAAGUUCCUCAAUACCUAAGUAAUCGAAUGAGUGAUGAGGAGAUUAAAAAGUUCAAAAAGAAGUGGUUAGCUGAACAAGAGAAGAAGAAUCACAAGAAUGAAAAAGAGCAUGAGAAGGAGGAUGACAAGCAUGCUCUGCAUGUUGAAAAAAAGGAUGGCAGGCACGACAAGAAGCACAACGACGACAAGAAACAUGAAGAAAUCUCCUCUGAACAAGAUUCAGCCAGAAUCGUCACCACUGAAGCAUCGAUGAACACCAUUAACACAGCUACCGCCAACAACCCAUUUACUUCAUUGUUUAAUUAUUAUCCUGAUCCUUCCAAUUGGCUCAUGCCAGAUUAUUAUCAGGAGAAUUCUGGAAAGAAAUGGCAAAUUUAUGACGUUUGGUACACUGGAUUCAAACUUCAGAAUACCGCCGCAGGAGAUAAACGAACUGCCACUGCUGCUUGGGAAUGGGACAGCAAUAAGGGAAAAUAUAUCAUUUACUUCAAAUUCUUUGAUCCAACUGGAAAUAUUUUGCAAGCCUUGUUGAGAGGAUCUAGUGAUGACAUGUUUAAUGUGAAACUGGAGAAUGGUGACACUUUUGCUGGUGGAUUCAAUCCUUAUAAUUGGGAGCCUUAA
This is a messenger RNA of Naegleria fowleri, 1275 nucleotides long. RefSeq lists its product as uncharacterized. The record is from RefSeq and is a predicted model, not a curated record. The coding region runs from base 1 to 1275 and encodes 424 amino acids. The transcript has 4 exons. Lineage: Eukaryota; Heterolobosea; Eutetramitea; Acrasida; Naegleriidae.